GCGAGAGACACUGAGAGAAAAAGGAACUGAAUAGCUCAAAGAAGUUUUUACUUCACUUUCACUUUGCUGUUAUUCUUCUCCAGUUGGUGUCGAUAUAUUGGGUUUGAGUAUUUGAGCCGUGCUUCAGCACUAGUUGCCAGGCAGCCAGUGGAGACUCCUCAAAGUUAGUGGUUCCGGCCAAUAAAUAGUCUGGUACAUGACCCACGUCCCAUGAAACUGCAAACUGUUGUUUCAACACUUGCACUACAGAUCCAACGAACCAGAUCUGAACUACAGCUUUAAAGGCCAGUGCAGCAGCAGGGAUGAACUGGUCGGGACUGCAGAAUCUGUUGAGCGGAGUCAAUAAAUACUCUACUGCGUUUGGGAGGAUCUGGCUGUCCAUUGUGUUUGUGUUCCGUAUCCUGGUGUUUGUGGUGGCAGCGCAGCCCGUCUGGGGUGAUGAGAGCAAAGACUUUGUGUGUAAUACUAAACAGCCUGGCUGUACCACCAUCUGCUAUGACCACAUCUUCCCCAUCUCCCACAUACGUCUGUGGGCGCUGCAGCUGAUUUUUGUCACCUGCCCAUCUCUGAUGGUGAUAGCUCAUGUUAAAUACCGUGAAGGAAAGGACAGCAAAUAUGUGGAGCUGCACCAAGGCUCUCGCCUGUACGCCAACCCUGGCAAGAAGAGAGGGGGGCUAUGGUGGACUUAUCUGUUGAGUUUGGUCUUUAAAGCUGGAUUCGACACAUCAUUUCUUUACAUUCUGUAUCGGAUAUACCAUGGAUAUGACCUGCCCAGGUUAUCCAAGUGUUCACUGGAUCCAUGCCCGAACACCGUUGAUUGCUUCAUUAGUCGUCCAACAGAGAAAAAGAUCUUCAUGUUGUUCAUGGUCAUAUCCAGUGCGCUGUGCAUCUUCAUGUGUAUCUGCGAGAUGAUUUAUCUCAUGUGCAAGCGCAUGACCAAAUUGUUAUGGGUCCACUAUGAAAAUGAGAGGUUCCUAUAUGCUGAGCAGCAUGAGCUCACCAAAAUAACCCCACCCAGGUAUCGGAAGACUGAUCCAACAUUGACAGAGAGCCAGAUGGGUUUAAACAGGAGGGAGAAGGCCAAAGACUCUAAUUUAAGUACAACCCUGUAGGACUCGGGUCAAUUGACUGCUAGUUGUGUAUGAUGGAGUAGAGUCUUACUUCUGUAACUUUUACUUCUAAACUCUAAAAUCUAAACUUCCAAAACUCCAUAAUUUCACUUUAACUCGCCACCAAGUGGGCAAUAUUGUAAGUCUGAGCCACAUAUCACUGACAUGACCACAAGCAGACCAGCUAGCAACAAAUUCAACAUGGCGACUGUAGCUAGCCUCCUGGAAGAACACCAAAAAGCUCUCUCCACUAACUUCUAGAUAUCUUGACACUCUAAGCAAAGCUAGACUGCAUUCUACAGUGUCAAACCAUGUUCAGAAGAUUGCUCCACUCAUGUUCAACACCAACCAACAGGACAAGUGUAUACUAGCUCUGGGAACAUCAUAUACUAUGCUAAUAUAAAGCAAUGUUAAACUGCCAAACCAAAAUAACGGCCCUACAUGAGUCCAUUGAGGGUCCUCUUCCUUCUACUGUUUUUGAGCCACUGGAAGAGGUUCUUGGCGAUGGCGUCUUCGAUUUGCCACCGUAGUGAGAUAGGGCUCAUCAGACACUUUCUGAUAAACCAAGGAUGCCUAUUACUGACUGACUGACUGCUGGAAUAGCUAAGCUAAUGUCCUCUAACCUAACUGUUCCACAUAAGCCUGCUGAGGUUGCAUUACAGACUGUGGUGGUCCUCAUUCUCGUGCUGGCAACCAGGUUUACUCACGGCCAGCCAAACCAAGUAACUUGACUAUUAACUGUUUGAUUUUCUGCCUUAAUGGAGGACUUUGGGGACCCUAGCCCUCAGACCUUAGACCCCUUUCCAGCACUGCACCACACGGUGGACUUACUCACCAGAGCUGGUGCUCUGGAGACUUGACAGCCACAGUUACAUUUAGGUAUGUAGAUGUAUAUUUGUGUGUGGGUGUAAUAUAUACAUAUAUUUUUGUAUUAUUUCUAUCAUAUGUGUGAGUAUGUAUCUAUGCUGGUGUUUAUCUGUGCGUAUGUGUAUGUAUACUGUAUAUGUAUAUAUGCAUGUGUAUAUGCAUAUAUUAUUUGUGUUUUAUUUAUUCAUUAUUUUAUUUUAAUCAAAAUAUCCAUAUGGUUAUAUCUGCAAUCGAUGGGGUGACCACUGUUUGGUUAGAGAAGGAGGACCCAGUAGUGUAGCAGUGAAGCUUUGAGCUAUGGUGCACAGUCGUGGUUCAUAUUCUGGGUGUAGCUCUAGGUAUGGCCACAAUUGUGGUUGUUAGGUUGUUUUUUGUUGCGUUUGUUUGUUUGUUCUUGUAUUUUCUUUUUCUUUUUUCUCUCUUUUCACAUGGUUUCUUUUUUGUCCUCUCAUCUCUACCUCCCCUACUCUCUUUCUCCUCGGCGCACAAGGCACUACACUGUUCCAGGUCAACUCACCAUCAUGAGACUUUUUAUAUGGUUAAUCCCCUGACAACGACAGGUAGAGGAGUGCGUCUGAUCUCCUGGAACACUAAAGGAAUGAACAAAACCACUAAAGUUGGUAUCAUCCCAAAUCAUCGCCAGGGGAUUAGGUGACCCCAUUUCCACCCUCGACAUACAGGAAGCAUAUAAAUGUCCCCCAGGCACCAACGGCUUCACAGUCGAAAACAUUAUUAGUCCCAAAUCUAGCGGGGAUGUACAAUGAUUCCUUUCAGGAAGGCCAGUUACCAGCAACUUUGUCUAUGGGGUACAUAUCUUUGCUUCCGAAGACAGACCCUACUGUUGCAGUAGCUAUGACCAGUUUCACUUAAAUGUUGAUUGUAAGAUACUGGCCAAAAACCUGUCCCUCCGCCUCACAUCAUGCCAGACAUGAUCCCUUAAAUUAAGGAGACACUUUUUUUCAACACUUGGAAAUUGAUCAGUUUCUCACCCUUGACUUUGAUUAAAAGUGACAAAACUGACUCUCUGAAUCCAUGCUCCACUGCACCUCUCUCUGCAUUGGGCACCAAUUGGGCAAUUUUUCUCUUUUUUCACUCUGGGCCAGUAAAAUAUGCAAGGGGCCAGUAAAACUGUGAUCUAUGGGCCUGGAGGGCCAGUGGGGGAAAAGAAUUAUACUGGACACUGAGGCCCUCAACAAAAAUAUAGACCCCAACCCCCUGACUGCUUUGUUCAGCCUCCCUCCUACUCAGAAUAUGCCCACUCCAAAACAGCGUGUCAUUGCCUUCACCACUGUUAGCCAGACGCUGCAUCCUUCUUAAAUGGAAACAUGCCUCCCCUCAACACAUGACAGGUGGACACAGGAAAUGUUAAAAUUCUCACUGAAAGGUCCCCUACUAGUUUUUAUCAAUGACCUCACUAUCACUCCUGAGCCCUACUGCUCCCUCCACUUUAUUAUCCUCUUUACCAAUAACUUAUUGUACUAAAUGCCUUUUUCCAGCUCACCAACUAUUACUAUUAUCAUUAAUAUUUUAUUUUUACUAAACAAUUACUUGUUGUAGCAUUUAAUUUUAAUAAAAGUUAACUCGUUGCACUUUUCAUAUAAAGCAUGUCUAGACCGGGCUCUUUGUAAGUAUGCACUUGACUUUGUUUGAUUUUAUUUAUUUAUUUAUUUGUUGAUUUAAUUUUUUUGUGACCAUGACCAUGGUGGGAGGGUGGGUGGCAUUUUUUCUUAAUUUCUUCUGUCACAGAAGUAUUUAAUGUACCAACUUUGUCUGCAAAUAACUCAAUAAAAAGAUUUUGGGGGAAAAAGGGCA
Molecule: messenger RNA, 3788 nt
Organism: Micropterus salmoides (largemouth bass)
Lineage: Eukaryota; Metazoa; Chordata; Actinopteri; Centrarchiformes; Centrarchidae
Product: gap junction beta-4 protein-like
Exons: 5
Coding region: 303-1112 (269 amino acids)
Biological process (GO): cell communication
Cellular component (GO): connexin complex
Source: RefSeq, a predicted model, not a curated record